ACAGUUGUUUUCCCAGAAUAUAUUUAGACAGGAUCUGAUGCCCUGGACACAACACCUUGACCCAGCACCAUGGAGCUAGGAGGGGCCUUCACCAUCUUUCUAGCACUCUGCUUGUCUUGUCUGCUCAUCCUCAUUGCCUGGAAAAAGGUCAACAAGGGGGGAAAGCUGCCCCCCGGACCCACACCCAUACCCUUCCUGGGGAACGUGUUACAAGUCCGUACAGAUGCCACCUACCAGUCUUUUAUGAAGCUCAGGGAAAAAUAUGGCCAGGUCUUUACCGUGUACAUGGGUCCCCGGCCAGUAGUUAUUUUAUGUGGACAUGAAGCAGUGAAGGAGGCCCUGGUAGACCGAGCAGAUGAGUUCAGUGGCCGUGGAGAGUUGGCUUCACUAGAGCGAAACUUCCAAGGUUAUGGUGUUGCUCUGGCUAACGGAGAACGAUGGAGGAUUCUUCGACGCUUCUCCCUGACUAUCCUCCGCGACUUUGGGAUGGGAAAGCGGAGCAUUGAGGAGCGGAUCCAGGAGGAGGCUAGCUUCCUACUAGAGGAAUUACGGAUGACCAAAGGCACUCCCAUCGAACCCACUUUCUUUCUGAGCUGCACUGUCUCCAAUGUCAUCAGCUCUGUCGUCUUUGGAAGCCGCUUCGACUACAAGGACAAGCAGUUCCUGAAGCUUCUGAAGAUGAUCAACGAGAGUUUCAUUGAGAUGAGCACGCCCUGGGCACAGCUAUAUGACAUGUAUUCCGGUAUCAUGCAACAUUUGCCAGGAAGACACAAUCGCAUCUAUUACUUGAUAGAAGAGCUCAAGGACUUCAUUGCCUCUCGGGUCAAGACCAAUGAAGCAUCCCUUGACCCACAGAACCCUCGGGACUUUAUUGACUGCUUCCUUAUCAAGAUGCACCAGGAUAAAAAUAACCCCGACACAGAAUUCAACCUCAAGAACUUGGUCCUCACCACUCUCAACCUCUUCUUUGCUGGCACAGAGACUGUGAGCUCCACCCUACGCUAUGGAUUGCUGCUCCUGAUGAAGCAUCCUGAGGUGGAAGCCAAAAUCCAUGAAGAGAUCGACCAGGUGAUAGGACCACACCGGAUCCCAAGUGUGGAUGACCGAGUCAAGAUGCCCUACACAGAUGCCGUGAUCCACGAGAUACAAAGACUGACAGAUAUCGUGCCCAUGGGUGUCCCCCAUAACGUCAUCCGAGACACUCAUUUCCGAGGCUACCUUCUGCCGAAGGGCACUGAUGUGUUUCCCCUGCUUGGCUCAGUCCUCAAAGACCCGAAAUACUUCCGUUAUCCAGAUGCCUUCUAUCCCCAACACUUCUUGGAUGAGUCUGGCCACUUCAAGAAGAAUGAAGCCUUUGUGCCUUUUUCUUCUGGAAAGCGCAUCUGCCUGGGCGAGGCCAUGGCCCGCAUGGAGCUCUUCCUCUACUUCACCUCCAUCCUUCAGAACUUCUCCCUACGCCCGCUGGUGCCACCUGCUGACAUCGAUAUCACGCCCAAAGUCACAGGCUUUGGCAACAUCCCCCCGACCUAUGAACUCUGCUUUGUGGCCCGCUGAGCGCCCCCUACCGUGUGCGGAAGGAACCGUGGGAGAACAGAGUUCUGCCCAAGUGUACAGGGACACCCACCCUAAUCUCCCUAAAUUCUCACCACACUCCUAAGAAAAGGCACUGUUACUACUGUCACGGGGCUACAGGUCAGCAAGGGUCACCCGAAAAUAUAGAGCUGCAUAUCUUCUCCAUCCUAUAGAAAAGAAACGGCCAGGCCAGGCCAACAUUUCAACAAAAGCCUGCAUAUUUUUCAUGUACUUGAUCACCUCUGGUUAGCUUUCUGUCUGUACCAAGUUCUUGUUGUAGAUUCCAUGUCUUUAUGGUGUUCCUUUGUCUUUGCCCUCAUAAUGACUAAAAUAUGGGUCACAAUCCCUUCUCCUUGAUCCUCAUAUUUAUCACCACCUCCCAAAGGCAACAAGGAAUUCAAGACUA
Messenger RNA from Rhinolophus ferrumequinum (greater horseshoe bat), 1978 nucleotides. Its product is annotated as cytochrome P450 2G1. Gene Ontology annotation, biological process: xenobiotic metabolic process. Gene Ontology annotation, molecular function: oxidoreductase activity, acting on paired donors, with incorporation or reduction of molecular oxygen, reduced flavin or flavoprotein as one donor, and incorporation of one atom of oxygen; heme binding; iron ion binding. The transcript is spliced from 9 exons. The coding region runs from base 70 to 1554 and encodes 494 amino acids. Gene Ontology annotation, cellular component: cytoplasm; intracellular membrane-bounded organelle. Lineage: Eukaryota; Metazoa; Chordata; Mammalia; Chiroptera; Rhinolophidae. The record is from RefSeq and is a predicted model, not a curated record.